CCAAACAGACAACAAAAGUCACGUUUUUUGUGUCAUUUUGAGUGCAACCGUUCACUCAAUCAGUGAUUUGAUUGCAUUUAACCAUCACUUGAACUGAUCCGGCAAUGAGUGCCCCAUUGAGUCGAUGACAUCGAUGACAAUGAAGCGUCUGAACAGUGAACAAAUCAAUUCAUUUGUUCACAAUUUCCUGAAACGCCGUAAUUAUAGCGAUCACAAUACGAGCCGUCACCACAAGAAGCCGCCGAAUAUCAACAACUCUCGCGCCAUGAAGUCGAUGGACACGAAGGCGAAGGAGAGCUUAGAGGAGAUCGCACUCAACGGAUCCGUUGUGAACGCCACGAGCGAUGCCGACGCCACCACUUGGAGUCUUCAGGCGGGCGCUGACUUCGCCGCCAACGCUGAGGCGGCCUUCAAAAGCUUCAUUGAAUUUGUGGCCAAAUUCAAGAGUAAACAGCGACUCUUCGAGCAGUUAUCGCAGUUAGAGUUCCCGAUAUUCCUCUACAUCUUUAUUGAACUCUUCGAUUGCGGACACAAGAUGUCUGCGCGACGUUUCCUUCGCGAUCACAAGAAUCGCUUCAAAGAGUCGAUUGAAUUACAGACAAUCGAUUUGAUGAGCAAAUCGUUGAAUGCGAUGACAUUGGAUCCGAAUCUCCAGAAGUACAAGACCAGCAAAUAUUGCGUUAAGAUAUCCGACAAGUGUUUGGAACAAAUGAAACGACAUCUUAAGGAAACAAAUGAUCUCAUUAUCGUUCAAAUCAUUAGCAAAUCAAUUGAUUUGAAUUCAUACUCGACUCACAAUCAAAUCCAAACCGAAACCAAUGAAAAGCGGGUCGAAAAGAGCUCACAAUUCAUGGAUUCCGAGCCAUUGUCCGCACCUGACGUACAGUUAAGCCAAACACAAACCAAAGGCAUUCAAGACUUCUUGGAUUGCGUGGAAAAGCUCCGAAACAGCCCUCCCUGUCGGCCGCCUAUCCGCACGUUUACUGUGAAUAGUGAGGACUUGUGUUGUGCGGCCGUCACCGACGAUAUGAGUGCUCUGGCGCUCGGGUUCACUGAUUCCAGGAUUUGUUUGAAGCGUUUCGGUCAGAACUUCAACAGUGAGUCCCGUUUCGAGCUCAGGAAGAAUACGUCCGAAAUCCACAUCAAUCUCAUCGAACACGACAUCGAAGACGAGGGCGACGAAGAUUGCGGUCAAACGCCUGACGCCACGAACGGCGCCAACAAUUGUGAUACAAACUCAUCGGCAGCUGAAGACACAGACAACGACGACUCGUACCGUACGCUCAGAGGUCACAGCGGAUGCAUAUAUGGGCUGACAUUCUGUCCGCGCACUGAUAUACUGUUGUCGUGCAGUAAAGACACAACAGUGCGGGCCUGGGAUGCGACGUCCGGCCAUAACGUCGCGGCAUAUAAUAGUCACAAGUCUUCCGUUUGGGCGCUCGACUCGAGUCUCAUCGGAAACCUGUUCUGUUCGGGUGGUGACGAGUGUGUGGCAUAUCUCUGGUCUCUGGAGCGCUCACAACCGGUGCGUAUGUUUGUCACCAACUCUUCGUGCGUUCAUUGCCUUCGCUUUCACCACAACUGCAAAUACGUUGCGUUCGCCGAGAGAGAGAUCACUCUCUGGGAUGUCGACAAAGCACAGGAAGUGAGGACUUUCGUUGGACACGAGGCGCCCGUCCAUAGCCUGUCGUUCUCACUGUGCGGACAGUAUUUAGCCUCCGGAGGAAUGGAUAGAAAAGUGAUUGUUUGGGACAUCGGUUCCGGGAAGUCGUUGAAAGUGUUUACCGGACACUCGAAUGCGGUUUACAGCGUGUGCUUCGAUCACAACAAUACUCUUCUCAGUUCUUGUGGUGCGGAUCAGACACUGAAGCUCUGGAAUCUGAAGAAUACUAUCAACUCGUUGUCCAAUAAACCACUCGUCGCCGACUCGGAGACCAAUCAAAACACAGCGCGCGUAGAAUCGGAUCAAUUCAUGUCAUAUCAGAUGAACUCCAAACUAAUUCACUCGCAAUUCUUGCCGCGAAACCUGUUGCUAACGAUCGGCAAAACAUGUUAACUAAUUCCCAUUGACUUACAUUACGUUAUCGUUAUUUCGUUUAUUUAUUGAAUCAAAUACUUUUGUAAAUAAAAAUAAUUUACUAUAACUUUGUUUACGACUAAAAUAUACAACAAAUCGUCUCAAGAAUUGCUAUUCUGUAACCAAUUCUAUCCAUUAGAAAAGCACACAAAGAGGG
This is a messenger RNA of Oppiella nova, 2234 nucleotides long. Lineage: Eukaryota; Metazoa; Arthropoda; Arachnida; Sarcoptiformes; Oppiidae. The record is from the annotation of a GenBank genome assembly.